GCGGCUUUGUGCCACAACCCUCAACGAGUCGCCUGCAUACGACUAUCCACGCUGCUGCCGCUUUCCCUCCAAGUCUCUUGAGCUCUCAGGAAGGCAGUAGACUGGGCAUUUGUUUUUUUUUGGUUGCACUGCAAGGCAUCAUGGCUUCAGCAGUCAUUGUGGACGCUGAUAUGGUAGCCGCUCUCCGCGACGCGGUACGCGAGUGUGGCGACAGAGGGCUGAUCAACGCGUCCAAAUGGGCAUCUGAGCUCCUCUUGGGUGUCCCGGAUAAAAAACGGCGAGCACCACCUCCGGCGAACGAAGCUAUCGCGGCACCGAUCACUCAACCUAGGCAUCCCAACGCGCCGCCUCUACAGGCUCUUCCCGAACAUGUCCGCAUACAGGAGAAAGAGUGGGAAGAAGAGGACAGGGACUACAUCACGACUGCCCGUGCUCUCUUUGACGGGAAGGAUUUCGUGAGAGCAGUCCACUGGCUGAGGACUUGCAAGAGUGCGAAGGCGCAUUUUCUGAGUGUGUAUAGCCAGUAUAUGGCUAGCGAGAAGCAAGCUCUGAGGGACUGGUACAAGCUAGACAAAACGCGACAUCAACCCACGCUUCCCGUCAAUACAUCACUCGUUGAUUUACUGGAGAUGGUGAGGAAUGCGACAGACCCGUUUCUGCUCUUCCUGUGCGUUCCUGUUUUACAUCGUUCGUCAUUCAGCAAUCACAUACGUUCAGAGCACAUUAGAAAAGCCCUAUUUCUCUGUCGGCUGAGCCGUAGGGAAGAAGCUAUAGAGAGUGCUCUCCUAUCCAUUGCUGCAUAUCCUUGGAAUUGGUCAACGUGGAUGGUGUUGGGCGAAUGCCUCGGAGACGGCGAAGAGUUGUCAUCAAUGUUGCCUCUACUGCCAUUGCCACCAACACAUCCACUCGUACAAAUGUUCCAAGUGAAGACACUGAAUACUGUCCACAGCCCUACAGAUAAUGAACUGGGUUUGUGUGAUCGACUGUUGGGAGAAGAACUCUUCCCUCGCAGUCUUUGGGUCAUGUCUCUCCGCGCCGGAGUGUUGUAUCACAUGCACGAUUUCAAGGAGGCCGCUGCGCAGUUCCAAAAAAUCUUCGCUGUCGACCCCUAUCGCAUAGAUGACAUCGACAUUUUUUCCAAUAUCUUAUACGUGACGGAGGAUCAGUCUGCGCUGUCCACAGUGGCACAUGGAUUCACCGUCAUCGAUAAGGACCGCCCGGAGAUCUGCUGCCUCAUUGGGAAUUAUUUCUCCUUGCGGAAUGAACACGAGAAGGCCAUCAAAUACUUCAAACGUGCGACUCAGCUAGACAGAACGUAUCUGUCAGCUUGGACAUUGAUGGGCCACGAGUAUGUGGAGAUGAAGAACUCGCAUGCAGCCAUUGAGGCGUACCGCAAAGCAGUAGAUGUCACUCGGAAAGACUACCGCGCGUGGUACGGCCUAGGUCAGGCUUACGAACUGCUGAGCAUGCAUCAGUAUGCACUCCACUAUUACCAACGAGCCACAGCGCUACGGCCAUAUGAUGUCCGCAUCUGGCAAGCACAGGGCAUUUGCUAUGAAGAAAUGGGACGACCGCGCGAGGCCAUCGAAUGUUUCAAGCGCGCGCUUAUCGGGGCGGACCCGUACGAAACGACCAUUCAUCUGAAGCUGGCCAAGCUACAUAACGAUCUCGACGAGUUCGCUGAAGCUGCAAGUUACCACCGGCGGGUGGUGGAUGUGUGCCGAGCCGCAAAUAAACCCGUGGCCGAGUACGCCAAGUCGUCCGUUUACGUUGCGCGUUACCACAUUAUUCACGGCGGUGGGGACCUGGCCUUGGCAAAAGAACUCCUAGAGCCCAUCGCUUCCAGCAACGCAGAAGAAAUGUCGAAAAUCCUGGCUAAUUCGCAUUCUCCUUCUCCUACGUCCUCUCCUGCUCAACCAUCCACGCCGUUCAAUGGCGAGAACGGUGGAUAUGCUCGGUCCAAUGGUCGGGACUCUGUCUAUGCUACUCCUGCACCCGAGUCUCAGACGCCAAACCUCGCAUCGAGCUCGACUCUGGACAUAGACCCUGUCACAAUCGAUGAUGAGCCUACGCAGCCCGGAAGUCAUCCGAAAAAGCGGUUCAGGCCAUUUCCAGAUGUGGAGGGUGUGACUGCUAGAACAAAGAGGAGAGCUGUGGCCAAGACUACACGGUGCGUAUACUUGCGCGCUGCACAUUCAUCACACGUCGUGACAUACUCCUGCAGAGUUGCGUCUCGCCUAGCGGAGGAUCAUACCUCUGUUCUAUACCCUGACGUGGACACACCAUUCACGGACGUCCAAGAUGCGAUGCGCCGUCUUUUGCCGUACCACGUCUUCCAGCAUCCCAAACAGGAUCUGGAUGUCACCAUCCAUCGUCCCUUGUUUCCCUCAUCAAAGGGCAAAACGAAGGCCACGGAGGCGGAUUACCUGCGAGAGGAAAUUGCAGAAACACGAUUCGCUCUGCAGUGCUGGAGGAGGCGGAGAGCACUAGAAGAUCGCUUUCGACGUAUUAGGAUACGGGAAGGCAAGCAUGCCUCCCCCGACGAUCAAGCAUACGUACUCGUACAAGCCGUACUGGAGGCAGAAGGCGCGGAGACUACCACUGUAAACACUGAACUUCGAGCUGCACGCGCUGAACUCGACAAACUCGAGCGAGAGCGACGAGCCGCAGCGCGUCCCCCUCCUCCUCCCACUACACCACGGCAAACACCUUACUAUCCGCCUACUCCCUCAGCGCCCAACGCCUAUACGUCGCAAUAUCGUGGCUAUGCAUACCCAUACGCUACACCAUACGGGGCAGCACAGUACACGCUCAGUCCUGCGUUUCAGACGACCGUCUCAUACCCACCCACACCUCUGAAUACCGGCGCUCAGAGGUCCGGACCGGCGUACGGGUCCGCAUACUCACCUGCUACUCCGUCCAAUACGUCGUCUACCGCAUACUCGCACGCGACCGCUGCGACCACACCCACCCCCACUGCGGCGGCAUCUGCGCCUCAGGCAUACUAUCGGACCCACUCGACCAGCACGACCACCACGGCGACAAAUACGGCGGGGACGGUUUCUGCCAUACCGGUUCAACUGCCAGUCACGCAUCUGGCGGCGCUGCAGACCAUUGGCUUGGAUCCGGUUCCUAUCACAUCGCUCCCUCCUCCAGGCCAGCCACGCCCUGCGGCCAUCCUCAGGUCUCAGACAGCGACGACGAUGCAGAUUGACAUCAACGUCGCAUCGCUACAACCUGCUCAGAUGAACGGCCUUGCUGUGAUUCUGAAUAUGUUGACGUCAAGGGGCGUGACCGUGGAUGGCAGUACAGGCACUGCGCCGAAUAGCGCCGUCGGGAGCGGCACGCCGACGUCGGUGCCUGCUGCAACAGACGCGACGACGGCGUCGUGAAUGCGAGGGGCUGCGUGACGCUGUUUGUGUCUAUUCUUAUUGGCGUAACAGUAACCGUUCUGGUCGUUAGAUGGCGUGUUGUAAUGUACUCGGUAGGUAAGGAGAGGCAUGGCCCGCAAUAUAGCAUGUUCCAUUGUGUACUUAAAGUUUCAGCCAGCUAUACAGAAGGUGCCGCGGACGUAAGUAUGGCGGCAUCGGGUCUGUCGGCCAAGGCCCCGCUAAU
Molecule: messenger RNA, 3615 nt
Organism: Rhodofomes roseus
Lineage: Eukaryota; Fungi; Basidiomycota; Agaricomycetes; Polyporales; Fomitopsidaceae
Exons: 15
Coding region: 141-3392 (1083 amino acids)
Biological process (GO): cell division
Cellular component (GO): anaphase-promoting complex
Molecular function (GO): protein binding
Source: RefSeq, a predicted model, not a curated record